AUCUCUACUCUUCUUUCACUUCUGGAAAUACACUUCCGCAGGAUACCAUAUUAUAUGUGUAUCGGCGGCUCAUCAAAUUACCCUACUUUACUCUUCUUUGUUUUAUCGUUAUCCUGUGCAAUUCCUCGUAUAUUUUAUUAUUAAUUUGAGAUUAUAGUUUGAUCCAAUCUUCUGCAUUGUUAAGUUUUCGAACCCUAGUUUGGAUGGCCAUGACGGCUGAUUCUAGCCACCAUUCAACAUGUGGCUCAGAGAAUCAGUUCCGCGCCAAGAAUUUGCCCUCACCGUGGAGCCAAGUCGUCAGAGGCGAACCACAGUCAAUAUUAGCCGUUAAUCACUCGCCAUACUCUCCAUCCUCGUCAUCGUCACCGUUGGCCGACCAGGUAGCUGUUUCGGAUUGCUCACCAGCUUCCUCGCUACCGCCGCCGCUGCCGAAUGCUGGUGUUUCUCUGGAACACGGCGACGAAAAUAACAACAACAAUGCAGCGGCUCGGCCCAAGAAGCCAGCGUGGAACAAGCCAUCAAACGGUGUCGUCGAUGCCGGUCCCGUAAUGGGAGCAGUGGGUUGGCCUGCUUUAUCUGAAUCCGCUCGGGCCUCACCUAAAUCGGCGGCCGACCCUUCUUCCAAGACCGUCCCCGAUGGAUCAAUCUCAAGUUCUCAGAGACCUGUAAUAACAAAUACUCCUCAGAAGCAAAUUACUACCGAUGCAAACCCUAAUUCUUCCCCAGCUCGUUUAAUGCCAACUCGGCAAAGACCUGGAAAGCGUGGCGGCGGCGGUGGGGGCAAUGGCACUGCCAGUGCACCUGCACAAAGCGUUUUCACUCAACCUCCUCCCCCGCCACCACCACCACCAUUUCCUGUGUUUCCAAUUCACCCUAGUAGUUAUGGUGGUUUUGUGCCAACAAUGCCGGAGUCUUCUCCAAGAGAGGGUUCCUACAGGGGCAAUAAUUGGGAAGCCAGAUCAGUCGGAGGAUAUGUUUCUCAGCCAUACACUGGCAGUGAUCAUAGGAAUUCGGCGCGGAGGGGUGGCUAUGGACCACGUGGAGAUGGUCCUUACCACAGCUAUUUUGGGGGCAGGCGUGAUCAGGAUCGUGGAAAUUAUGCAAAUCCGAGAGAUGUUCACAUGCAGCAGGCAAGAGCACCUCCAAGAGGUUUUAUAAGGCCUCCACCACCGAAUGCAGGGCCUUUUGUUCCCCCUCCACCUGGCAGGCCCUUCGGAAACCCUAUGGGAUUCCAUGAUUUAGUAUAUAUAUCUGCAAUGCCUUUGGAGCCCUACAGGGGUGUGCCAUUUAUUACCCAUGCACCUCCUCCUCCUGUAAUCUUGCCGGCUCCAGAACCUCCUCUACCUGCACUCUUAGUCCAUCAAAUUGAUUAUUAUUUCAGCGAUGCUAAUUUGAUUAAGGAUGAGUUUUUGAAGUCGAACAUGGAUAACCAAGGAUGGGUCCCUAUUUCUUUAAUAGCAAGCUUUCCUAGAGUUAAAAAUUUGACGAACAAUAUUCAGUUGAUUUUGGAUUCCUUGAGGACUUCAACUGUGGUGGAAGUGCUGGAUGAUAAAAUCAGGAGACGUGGCGAGUGGAUGAGAUGGAUACAUUCAUCAAAUAGGUUUCCUCAGGAAGCAAAGGCAUCAUCUCAUGCCGAGUCAAGUUCUAAUAUGCUUGCAACUUCAUUUCAGAAGAUCACAGUGGAGGACAAUGCUCCUAGAGAACAUUCAUCUGGGUUGACUGACCAGUCCCGGCUCUCAAACGGCAAGGUCUCCGAGGAUGCUUGUUUAGACCGGAAAUGAUCAAUCUAUGCAACAAAAAAUGGUGCUACUCUGUUUGGGUAGUACACUACUUUUUGGAGGUAUGGGAGGAGGAAGGCGUAAAGGAAAUUUUUUUUUUUCAUUUUUUGGAUCAUUUUGGUAAGUUUUGGCAGUGUUUUGAUGAGGCAAGUAGAAACAAAACAGAAUAAGAAAAUUAUACUGAGUGACCCCUUAUUUGGGGGUGGAUUUUGAGACAAUUGGUGUAUAGUUUGGUUUUAUUACGGGUGGUUUUGUUUUUAUUUUUUCGGUGAUUUUUGGUGGCGUGGCUUGGCAAAACACUUUCAAGAGCAUACUUCAAGUUUUUCACGAGGGUAUGUUUUUCAAAGGAAAAAAAAAAAAAAAAAAAAAAAAAAAAAAGGUUCACAAGGGUAGACGUGAGUUCAUUUAGUGCUUGGUUGCUGGGACUAGAUGGUAUAGUUUUCUUUUGUUUUCUUCUAUUUAUUCUAGUCACGGCUCCCUUAACUCUUUCCUCACUUGUGAUUCUUUAGACUUCUUUUUUUUUUUUUUACACUUGUCUCUAUCACUAUCACAUAAUUAGAUUUCUUAUACUAUAUUGACUACACCUAUUUUAUAAGGAUAUUUGGAAUGUUUUGGUGGA
This is a messenger RNA of Carica papaya (papaya), 2397 nucleotides long. Its product is annotated as la-related protein 1C-like. The record is from RefSeq and is a predicted model, not a curated record. Gene Ontology annotation, molecular function: RNA binding. NCBI's taxonomy places the organism in Eukaryota, Viridiplantae, Streptophyta, Magnoliopsida, Brassicales, Caricaceae.